ACAGUAUGAAAGAGACAACAGCCAAGAGACGUGAGAAACCCAAGGACUCCAAAGCUGAGAAACAGAAAGAUGCGGGCCCAGAGCCGCAGGAUGUGGAGAUGCCGGAGGAAGACUCGGCUACUGCAGAAAAGAAACCCAAGGAACUUGAUACCCUCACACUAGAUGGUUAGCUGCGAUAUAACAGAAAUACUGAAAAGGAUAUAUUCAAACUCAAUGUCAGAUACGGAAGAUUGCCACGGAAACAACUGCUUCGGGUUUUUGCUACCUACUGUAUUGAAUGUUAGUUAGCUAGCUAGUGUUAGCAAACAGUUGUUAGUCUAUGUAACUAGUUGGCUAAUUUGACAGGUUUCAUUGGCAAAAUAUUGUGUUGAAAUGUAGCUAUCGUGAGAGAGAAUAUAGUUCGCUGACCUAGUUCGCCUGUUACUAUAUGGUCUGACUAACUGCGUUAACGCUGGUCUGACUUUUAUUCACUCGCUGUAGUAGUAACUAGCUAGGUAGCUAACGUUAGCUAGCUAGUUGGGUAUUUAACAACGAAAUCCCCUAGUCAUAGCUAGCCAGCGAGCUAGUUAAUCCGUUUGCUAGUAAUGUUUACUUCAAUGUGUGUCAGUUGGAAAUCAUUUACUGCCGUAACCUGUCAAAACAGUACUUCUCUCUUUUUGUAUCUCCAAUUGUAGCUACCUAGCUUGUCAUGUCAGUAACUACAUUGUAUUAGCAAUGUUUUUUUCUUCUUCAGUUUAGAUGAGUGAAAGAACUGACAUUAGCUAUCAGAAUUUUUUUUCACUCUUCCAUUAAAGUCUCCUUAUGAUGUACUCCCCCUCUCCCGUUAUAGACAUCAAGGAGCAUGUGAAGCAGAUCGAGAAGGCUGUGUCGGGCAAGGAGCCUCGCUUUGUGCUGAGGGCCCUGCGCGCCCUGCCCUCGACCAGCCGCCGCCUCAACCCCAACGUGCUACACAAGGCUGUGUCUGGCUUCUACACCUCCAACGCUGCCGGCAAGGAGUUCCUACUCAGCUUCCUGGAGGAGGUACAAUGAGUGCAGAUAGUAUCAGAUAGAAAAGACUGUGGUACUACUAGUACUACUACUGUUGUUGAGAAACCUUGGCUAUGAACUAUUACUCAUUGCCUUUUUCUCUGUCUCCUUUGCCCACUCGGCUGCUUUGGUCCCAUUUUGUCCGGUUCUGUCUUUCCUUUUCCCCUCCUCUACCAACACUCUCUCCCCUCCAUUUAUUGCAUCCAUCCAGCCCAUGGACACCGAGGGAGAUGUCCAGUUCAGGCCCCGUACAGGGAAGGCAGCUGCCACCCCCCUGAUCCCUGAGGCGGAGGCCUACCUGCAGCUGCUCCUGGUGGUUUACCUCACCAACAACAAACGCUACACAGAGGUGGGCUGACUGAGCUCACACACUCUCUCAUGCCUCUUUCUCGCUCUCAUGCAUGCACAGUACUUAUUUAUGUUGGAUUGAGCUCUGAAUUCUCUUUGGUAUUUACAAUGCUCACCAUCACACUGUAGGCAUUAGAAAUAAAUUAUGACUGGGUUAGUGCCAGACUGCCUGUCUUGGUUGUUAGCUUCUCACUUUACUCUCUAGGCCCAGAAGGUGUCAGACGAGCUCUUGCAGAAGAUCGGCCCUCAGAACCGGCGGGCUCUGGACCUGGUGGCCGCUAAGUGUUACUACUACCACUCCCGCGUCUACGAGUUCCUCAACCAGCUGGACACUGUGCGUAGGUAAGCCCACCAACACUUUAUCACUGACUGUUUUUUUUGUUCAUUUUAGAUAUAUUUAAAGUAUUUUCUGACUUAAUUAAACAGAUGGAAAAGGAUGACGGUGGGGAAAGAUGGAGGUUGUUUCAAAAGGCAGUAGGCCAGUUUAGAACCUAUGCAAGUCAAUAUGUAAUGCCUUUGAUAAAUUUUUCUCGAGACUAGUCGUGUAUAUUAAACAAAAUAAAACCCUUCUCAAAGUUUCCUGCACACGCGUCUGAGGACGGCCACCUUGCGGCACGACGCCGACGGCCAGGCCACGCUGCUCAACCUGCUGCUGAGGAACUACCUGCAGUACAACCUGUACGACCAGGCUGAGAAGCUGGUGUCCAAGUCAGUCUUCCCCGAACUGGCCAACAACAACGAGUGGGCCCGCUACCUCUACUACACCGGUGAGAGAGACUGGGAAGGAGAGAGAGGGGGAGGAGCCCUAAGCAUACACAUUUCUGUUGGAAUAAGGUAUCACCCGUGAUACAUUUUACUAGUUGAAGACAUCAGAAGUUGUUUAGUUAUCACAUUCAAUUGAAUUAUGUUUAUCAGGCCACUAUGCCUCUACAGGUUUUGAAGUGACUAUAAGAAACUGCCUCAGAAUAUGAAUGAAUUUGUAGUUAUGGCCUUAGUUUUCUGCUUUUCCACUCUGACCAUUCUCUCCCUCCCCCCUCCAGGUCGUAUCAAGGCCAUCCAGCUGGAGUACACAGAGGCCAGGAGGACCCUGACCAACGCCCUGAGGAAGGCCCCCCAACACACAGCUGUGGGCUUCAAACAGACAGUCAGUACACACACAACAUGCAGUUUUUCCUCAGUGCAUUUAUUACAUUUUACUCUUUUAGCAGACACUCUUAUCCAGUGCGACUUACAGGAGCAAUUAGGGUUAAGAACCUUGCUCUAGGGCACAUCGACAGAUUUUUCACCUAGGCGUCACAGGGAUUUGAACCAGCGACCUUUUGGUUACUGGCCCAACGCUCUUAACCGCUAGGCUACCUUAUUAAAAAGGAGAAACUAUUAGUUGACUCUCAAAAUUCCCAUAGUGUUUUGCCUGACAAUAUAUUGUCAAUCAAACUAUUUAUAGAGCACAUUUCUUACAGGGAUGAUGCAUUUCUUCUUUUUUUAAAUUUAUAAUAUUUAGUUUUACAUUUCUUCAAUUUCUUUCUCCACUUCAUACACAAACCUACACACACGAACAACAACUUAGACGCACACAAUGACUACAUCUCAUCUACCCAGACCAGCAUGCUCACACCCCCAUCCCUAAUGCCUGCAUUAUUGUUAUUUUUCAGGGGAUGAAUUAAUAAUUCAGGGGAUACAUUUCAAAGUGCUUAACAAAUAAAAUUGCCCACUGUAUACCACAAAAAAGUUCAGGUUGUUCACAGCUUCUCUCCAUCUCUUCCAGGUCCACAAGUUGCUGAUUGUGGUGGAGCUGUUGCUUGGGGAGAUCCCAGACAGGCUGCAGUUCCGCCAGGCUCCCCUGAAACGAUCCCUAGCGCCCUACUUCCUGCUCACCCAGGGUAAAUUGGUGGCAAGCUGGGUCAUGAGAAUGAGUCUUUAGUGUGAGUAAGAUGUGAACCCUGGUCUCUGUUCCCACACAGCCGUUAGGACGGGUAACCUGGCCAAGUUCAACCAGGCCCUGGAUCAGUUUGGAGAGAAGUUCCAGGCAGACGGCACCUACACCUUGAUCAUCCGCCUUCGACACAAUGUCAUCAAGACAGGUGAGUGACCAGGCCUUUCACUUCGGGCUAUUCUUCCACAUUCUCAAGUGGCUUUCUCUUCUUUUUAAGUUUUUUAAUACCUGAAUGACUUGUUGAUAUUUAAUACCAUGUCUCCCUGUAGGUGUGCGUAUGAUCAGCCUGUCGUACUCACGUAUAUCCUUGGCAGACAUCGCUCAGAAGCUGCAGCUGGACAGUCCAGAGGAUGCUGAGUUCAUAGUGGCCAAGGUAACAUGAUAUUCUACAGCCAUACUCAACUGGUGGACCUUGGUCCGGACCGGACUCAGAACGGGGUCGAUACGGACCGCGGGGCCCUACUUUAACAAUAAGAAGUGGAUGAAAAUAUAUACUUUUUUUUUUUUUACUUAGUCGGGCUUUCAACUUACUGCUGUUGAGUUGUAAUAGUAGAAUGUGCAAUGUACAAUUUUGUAGUGCAUGGGCAGUUUUCCUCUGUCAUUCACUGACAGACCUUAGAGAGCUAUUUAUAAUUCGUCAAAUGUUCAGUUGAUCAAUUACUAGGCCAUUUUAGCUAGAUAGGUAAGUUAGGCUAACCAGUUAUCUAAAUCUUGUAGUGAUCUUGGCCAGAUUGCGUGCCCAGGGGCCUUGACCGCAGGGAUGCCCCCAUUUGAUUUUGUUGAGUCACUCGGGUAUCAUGAACACACGACAUGGCAAAAUGUGUAGAAUUGCAGGAAAUGAGCUUUAAAAGGGGAACAUCUUCUCUCCGCUAACAAGAGGGGGAUGAACAGUUUGGGGUCGCAUGAGUUUCGAAGUGGGGGUUUGUUCCCACACCGAUAAACUACAUUAUCCAUCCAGACCACCUAGGAAAUGUGCGACCGGACCUCAAAUAGUAGUUGAGUACCCCUGUAUUACUAUAUACCCUUACCUUAUCCCCACUUCCUGCGCUACGUCAGCUAAUGCAAGGAUUUCCUAAAGAGCAUUAAUAGAAAAGCACAUCACUUGUGUGUGAUAAAUACGGCAUGCAGUCCUCAACUGUCCUAAGCCACAGGUGACACAGUGGCAAUGGAACACUACCGCAGUCUCGUUCUGAUUUUUCUCUCUCCCAACCUCCAUCCCUCUCUUCCAGGCUAUCCGUGAUGGAGUGAUUGAGGCCAGCAUCAACCAUGAGAAGGGCUAUGUUCAGUCUAAAGAGACCAUGGACAUCUACGGUACCAGGGAGCCCCAGCUGGCCUUCCACCAGAGGAUCUCCUUCUGCCUGGACAUACACAACAUGUCUGUCAAGGCCAUGAGGUUUCCACCCAAGGCUUACAACAAGGAUCUAGAAUCAGCA
Molecule: messenger RNA, 4740 nt
Organism: Coregonus sp. 'balchen'
Lineage: Eukaryota; Metazoa; Chordata; Actinopteri; Salmoniformes; Salmonidae
Source: the annotation of a GenBank genome assembly